This is a messenger RNA of Daucus carota subsp. sativus, 2029 nucleotides long. RefSeq names its product plant intracellular Ras-group-related LRR protein 4. Bases 197 to 1912 code for a protein of 571 amino acids. The transcript has 3 exons. Gene Ontology annotation, molecular function: protein binding. Lineage: Eukaryota; Viridiplantae; Streptophyta; Magnoliopsida; Apiales; Apiaceae. The record is from RefSeq and is a predicted model, not a curated record. Gene Ontology annotation, biological process: signal transduction.
AUUUAGGACAUUGUUGGACACUUGGACUUGCUCUGAGGAAAAGGAUGAAAAUAGGCAUUCGUCAUCAUCAAUCAAACCCCUUUCCUUUUCCACCGACUUCCUUCAUUUACAUACCCCUCAGAUCGCUGCUUGAAUCCAACUUGACCUGUAUAAAUUCUUCUUGUUAAACUUUGUAUGCCUCAAACAAUUGAAGAAAAUGCAAACAUCCUGUCCCAAAACAGUUGAUGAAGUUAUCGAAGAAAUCAUGAGAAUUCACAGAUCUUUACCAGCAAGACCUGGACUUGAAGAAGUUGAAGCUGCCAAGAUUUUGAUUCGGAACGUUGAAAACGAACAACGGUCCAGAAUCGACUUUAUUUCGAAGCAAGUUAAGGGUUCUCAAGUUCCUGAUGAAUUGUUUAAGAUUCUACAACAGAUGCAGAGGAAGUGGGUGGAUUUUCAAAGUAAAGAAGAUAGCAGGGAGGCUUUGAAAUUGUUGGAUCUUGAUAAUGCACACCAUGUGUUUGAUGAGUUGAUUCAGAGAGCUUCCGUGUGCGUUGAAGGAGGAACUAAAAGUGGUUUUGAGGGUGUUGUUUCGGAUUCUUUUGAGCCUUUGUCUUAUGAUUAUCGGGAGUCUUCUGAGCCUUUGUCUUAUGAUUAUCGGGCGGCUGGUGUGCGGGCAUCGAGUAUUUUGUCUGAAAAGGAGGGUGUUGGUGGUUCUUCUAAGUUGUUUACAAGGGAUGAUACUUAUCUAAACAUGUCAAAAGCUACUGUUCAUGGGGAUGGAAUUGGAGGUGGGAUGCGAUCUGGGGAUAUUGUAACUCCUAUGAUUGUGGAUUCCACUUUGAAAUCUGUAACUAGUACAGGUAAAGAUGGUGAUAAAUUGAGUCUUAUAAAGCUUGCUAGUUUAAUUGAAGCAUCUUCCAGAAAAGGGACUCUGGAUCUGAAUCUUCGGGGUAAAUUGAUGGAUAAAAUAGAAUGGUUGCCUGAUUCGAUUGGCAAGCUGUCAAGUUUGACCACAUUGGAUCUGUCUGAAAACAGGAUAUUGGCCUUACCUGCCACUAUAGGAGGGCUUUCAUCACUGAGAAAGUUGGAUUUGCAUUCAAACAAAAUAAGUGAACUCCCAGAUACUAUUGGUGAUCUUCUUAGCCUGGUUAGUCUUGACUUAAGAGGGAAUCAGUUGGCAUCUCUCCCCUCCACUUUUGGGAGGUUGGUUCGGCUUGAAGAGCUGGAUUUGAGCGCAAAUCAUCUGCAUGUACUUCCAGAAUCAAUUGGGUCACUUGUCAGCCUAAGAAUUUUGGAUGUUGAGACCAACAAUAUUGAAGAAAUUCCACAUACUAUUGCCCAUUGUUCCUCACUGAAGGAACUUCGAGCAGAUUAUAACCGACUUAAAGCCCUACCCGAAGCAGUUGGACGAAUCACAUCCCUGGAAGUUCUAUCUCUGCGUUACAAUAAUGUCAGUAGAUUGCCAACAACGAUGGCAUCUCUGGCAAGCUUGAGGGAGCUUGAUUUAAGUUUCAAUGAGCUAGAGUCUGUGCCUGAGAGCUUAUGUUUGGCCACCACACUUGUAAAAUUGAACAUAAGCAACAAUUUUGCUGAUCUGCAUCAUCUUCCGAUGUCCAUUGGAAAUCUUGAGUUGUUAGAGGAGUUGAAUAUGAGCAAUAACCAGAUAAGAGUCCUACCAGAUUCCUUUAGUAUGCUGUCCAAAUUACGUGUAUUGAAUGUGGAAGGAAAUCCCCUAGAAGUUCCACCCAGAAGUGUUACUGAUAUGGGGGCAGAGGCUGUUGUUCAGUACAUGGCCGAACUUAUUGCAAAGAGAAAUGUUAAGUCACUACCUGUCAAGCAGAAGAAGUCUUGGGCUUCUAUGUGUUUCCUGUCAGCUUCAAACAAAAGGAAGCGGAAUGCCAGUGGCAGUGGUGUUGACGCGAUAACCUAAUAAACUAAAAGGAUUCUUUUUCUUAAUAACCUAAGAAACUAAAAGGAUUCUUUUGCUUAAGUUUCUGUUUCUUGUUGCUAGCGUAAGCAUUUUGGUUAAUACAGUGCAUUUGUAACA